Hipposideros armiger (great roundleaf bat) is the source of this 4084-nucleotide messenger RNA. It is a transcript of the gene GNAL, whose product is annotated as G protein subunit alpha L. The transcript is spliced from 12 exons. NCBI's taxonomy places the organism in Eukaryota, Metazoa, Chordata, Mammalia, Chiroptera, Hipposideridae. Gene Ontology annotation, molecular function: G-protein beta/gamma-subunit complex binding; GTP binding; G protein-coupled receptor binding. Gene Ontology annotation, cellular component: cytoplasm; heterotrimeric G-protein complex. The record is from RefSeq and is a predicted model, not a curated record. The coding region runs from base 640 to 1782 and encodes 380 amino acids. Gene Ontology annotation, biological process: adenylate cyclase-activating dopamine receptor signaling pathway; sensory perception of chemical stimulus.
CCCGGAGCAGGCCAGCUCCCCUUCUCUGCUGCGCAGAGGCCCCGGGGGAAUUCAGGCCCGGGAGGGGACGCAGGUUCGACGGCGGAGGCAGAAUGGGACGCGGGCCUAACGGCAGGUGCCAGCAAUCGCCCUGCGGGAACUUGGUGGCGCGCCCCGUCCCUCAGUGUGGCCGCAGACUACCACCCAGCAGGGCCCCAGAACCAUGCGGAGCGCGCUCUCCCCCCGGACCCCGCCGGGCUCUUCCCGGUCGCGCAACCAGGGGCGGGGCUGAGCGCUGCGCGCGGACGUAGGGCGAGCCUAGGGCGCUACGCCACCCGGCUGGCUCCAGCAGAGCCAGGCGCUGUCUGCACCUGCCUCAGUUCAUUGUAUGCUGUUUAUCCAGCAGAUAAUUCUAAGCAAUAAUCUUUAAAAAGCAUUUGACUCCGUGUGUCUUCCUUGCAUCCUUUUUAGUUAGGAGUUUGUGGUGGGCGGGGGGAGGAACAAGAACGCCGGUUCUGAUCGGAAAACACCGAGAGAACAGACCAUCUCUUUCAGCAGCAAGGAAGACAAGCCGUCGCAGGAGCCACACAUAUCUACAACUCUUUAUUGCUUUUUGUGCAAAUUCCUAACUGUGCCUGACGUCCAUACAAACGGGCAGGCAUGGGCUGUUUGGGCAACAGCAAGACAACAGAGGACCAGGGCGUCGAUGAGAAAGAAAGACGCGAGGCCAACAAAAAGAUUGAGAAGCAGUUGCAGAAGGAGCGCCUGGCUUACAAAGCGACUCACCGCCUGCUGCUACUGGGGGCUGGUGAAUCUGGGAAAAGCACUAUCGUCAAACAAAUGAGGAUCCUGCACGUCAAUGGAUUUAAUCCUGAGGAAAAGAAGCAAAAAAUUCUGGACAUCCGGAAAAAUGUUAAAGAUGCUAUUGUGACAAUUAUUUCGGCAAUGAGUACUAUAAUACCUCCAGUUCCACUGGCCAACCCAGAAAACCAAUUUCGAUCAGACUAUAUCAAGAGUAUAGCCCCUAUCACCGACUUUGAAUAUUCCCAGGAAUUCUUUGAUCAUGUGAAGAAACUUUGGGAUGAUGAAGGCGUGAAGGCAUGCUUUGAGCGGUCCAAUGAGUAUCAGCUGAUCGACUGCGCACAGUACUUCCUGGAAAGAAUCGACAGUGUCAGCUUGGUGGACUACACCCCCACUGACCAGGACCUUCUCAGAUGCAGAGUUCUGACAUCAGGGAUUUUUGAGACACGAUUUCAAGUGGACAAAGUAAACUUCCACAUGUUUGAUGUCGGUGGCCAGAGGGAUGAGAGAAGAAAAUGGAUCCAGUGCUUUAACGAUGUCACUGCUAUCAUUUAUGUCGCCGCCUGCAGUAGCUACAACAUGGUGAUUCGGGAAGAUAACAACACCAACAGGCUGAGAGAGUCCCUGGACCUUUUCGAAAGCAUCUGGAACAACAGGUGGUUACGGACCAUUUCUAUCAUCUUGUUCUUGAACAAACAAGAUAUGCUGGCAGAAAAAGUCUUGGCAGGAAAAUCAAAAAUUGAAGAUUAUUUCCCAGAGUAUGCAAAUUAUACUGUUCCUGAAGAUGCAACACCAGAUGCAGGAGAAGAUCCCAAAGUUACAAGAGCCAAGUUCUUUAUCCGGGAUCUAUUUUUGAGGAUCAGCACAGCAACAGGGGACGGCAAACACUACUGCUACCCGCACUUCACCUGCGCUGUAGACACGGAGAACAUCCGCAGGGUGUUCAACGAUUGCCGCGACAUCAUCCAGAGGAUGCACCUCAAACAGUACGAACUCUUGUGAGGCGGCCCUGGGCUGGUGGGCGCACCUUCUCUCUGCCUGCUCUCGUCUCUCUGUUACCCCACCAGGUGGAGCAUUUACUCCUGGACUGCCUGUCAGCCCCAACCCAUGGUAGAAAGUAGUAAGUUCCCAGUGUCUUUAGGCUGCUGUUUGUCCUAUUCAGUGUGGGCUCCGUGUGUGAUCACCAAGCCUCUGGCUACCUCUGUUCCCCUCAGGUUUGGUUUGUAGCUUUUGUUUUCAUUGAACAUGACCUCCCACAGCCUCCCCACCUCCACCAAUCUGUGUCCACUCUCACUUGGGUGACACUGCAGUGAAAUCUCUCUGGGUGGGGGCCCCUUUUAUUUGUCCAUUCAGUGAUUUAGUGAUUCAUCAAGAACAAACUUGACAGAUGGGAGAAAAACGCACUUUUUUCUGAGUUGUCAAGCAUGAUUGCAGAGGCACAUGUGUAAUGUGGUGAGGCAUGGCGCUUUCCGAUUCUAGCUUUAAGAAGCUGCAGGUGGACAAGUGGCCACUCCUUCUGAUCUACAUUGGCCCAAGUCUUAGAGUAGGCCCCAAGCCACAGAGGGGAGAGAAAGCCUUUUUUCAAUAAUAUUUAAAGUCGCUGCUAGCCUCAGGCAUUUGAAUUAGAGCUACUUUGAGCCUUUUACAUUUAGGCAGAAAACAUACCACAUUCACUACUGCAAAAUAUGUCCUGUCUAAAAAUGAUUCCCUAGACUUUCAUUAUGCUUAAGCAAUUGUCUCUUUUCAUAUAUUCUUUUUGUUGUUUUAUCUCUGGUUUAUUAUACUGUACAGACCACAAAUGUACUAUUAUUUUGUAUAACUACUAAAGAAAAAUACUCGUAGAUCUUUGUGUCUUGGUUAUGGCUAUAACUGUAAAAGAAAUAUGUUGUGUUUUUUUGUGUGUGCUGAACAGCUAAAUGUCAACAUUACCUGCUGCUUGCUCUGAAAAGGAAUGAAUGAUAUCUGUAGAAUUUAGGACGUUUUAUCAGUUGGUACUUUUAAAAAUACUCCUUGAUUAUAUAUAAGUACAAGUUAAUCAUUCACAUCUUAUAAACAAUGCCGUAUUAACAUCACAAGCUUCUUUCACAGAACCAAGGAUGUUUUUUCUCUCCACACAGUAUCUUUCUCGAUUAUUUUGCUAUUUAAAGACUUUUACAGGUUUCCUGAGUGGGAAUAGGUCAACCAUUGCCACUGUCAAAGCUUUUGAACCAUUUACUUGACCACAGGUUCCAUCAUAAACAAAUAGGAAGAAAAAAGACAAAUAUAGGCAUCAACAUUUGUGUCUGCCUAGGAGAAUCAAAGAAUGGCAUCUUCAUUUGCCUUUUAAAGAAGAAACAUUACAAAACCUGUAUUUGAAAUAUAAAAUCAAAACAUAUGGCUAUUUCUCAAACUUGAAAGAUUUGCAAAUGCAGCCUCAAGUUAUUGCAUAGUAUAUCUAGAAAGCAAGAAUCUCUGUAGCAGGCACAUGUCAUAUUCUAUCCACAGUCACAGCUUUGACGGUAGUUUCCUUAGGUUAAAGAUAAUCUGUACUGAUGUUUGAAGUUAUAUUUCAACAAUACAAAUCCAGGGAAGUGACAGCCUAGCCUACAUUAUUUCAUUAAUUUCCUUUGUCUUUGUUGAGUAUUUUAAAGUUUAUAAUAUAAUCAGCAUUUUAUAAUCCUUUAUAAACUUAUCCAAUUUUAAAUACUACUUUUCCAAGAAAGGAUGACAACUUUGUAGACAAUCAGUGCAACAAACACAUAUUUUAUCUUUUUAUCCAAAUUCCUGCUCCUUUCAUCCUUAACUGUUUCAUAAAACUCUCAGUUGAACUGAGACAUACAAAGUAAAAAUUAUUUUCAGUUUCCACUGCACUUUCAAAGUAAAACAUGAAGAAAAACUGAGGAUACACUCCCAUACAUAGACAAAAAAUGAAGUUGUACGUUGUUACAUGCAUUAUUACUCAACAACUCCCCUGUUAACUAAACUUCCUAUUUAAAAGUCAAUUGCAGAAAGAGAUAGACUCUUAGAAAAAAAAAAAAGAAUACAUUUUGUCUGGCUUAAAAUUAUCAAGAUAUAUUUAUUUUUAAAUACCAAAGCCACUUCCUAGUCCAUUUUUCAAGUUCCUUUUGACCAUAGGCAUUAAAUUCAGAUUUAACAACUUGGUCUAGUGGAGAGAAAAUUACACUUAUCUAAAAAUCUGAUUCCAUUAAUUUAGCACAGAAGUACAAAAGUCUGUGUAAACUUUUCCUGCUUGUAGCAUCUGUACAUUUAUUUGCUGUGUACAGCUUUAUAAUAUUUAGGAAUUUGAGAACAACUUCGGAGGAGG